This is a messenger RNA of Lottia gigantea (owl limpet), 438 nucleotides long. RefSeq lists its product as hypothetical. The transcript has a single exon. Lineage: Eukaryota; Metazoa; Mollusca; Gastropoda; Lottiidae. The record is from RefSeq and is a predicted model, not a curated record. The annotation marks the transcript as partial.
AUUCUAAGACCAAGCCUGUUUUGUAUUCUAAGACCAAGACUGUUUUGUAUUCUAAGACCAAGCCUGUUUUGUAUUCUAAGACCAAGCCUGUUUUGUAUUCUAAGACCAAGUCUGUUUUGUAUUUUAAGACCAAGCUUGUUUUGUAUUCUAAGACCAAGCCUGUUUUGUAUUCUAAGACAAAGUCUGUUUUGUAUUCAAAGACAAAGUCUGUUUUGUAUUCUAAGACCAAGCCUGUUUUGUAUUCUAAGACCAAGACUGUUUUGUAUUCUAAGACCAAGUCUGUUUUGUAUUCUAAGACCAAGCCUGUUUUGUAUUCUAAGACAAAGUCUGUUUUGUAUUCUAAGACCAAGCCUGUUUUGUAUUCUAAGACAAAGUCUGUUUUGUAUUCUAAGACCAAGCCUGUUUUGUAUUCUAAGAUCAAGCCUGUUUGUAUUCUAA